Molecule: messenger RNA, 1334 nt
Organism: Larimichthys crocea (large yellow croaker)
Lineage: Eukaryota; Metazoa; Chordata; Actinopteri; Sciaenidae
Gene: mapda
Product: N6-Methyl-AMP deaminase
Exons: 10
Coding region: 141-1190 (349 amino acids)
Biological process (GO): inosine biosynthetic process; adenosine catabolic process
Molecular function (GO): adenosine deaminase activity
Source: RefSeq, a predicted model, not a curated record
CGAGGCGGUGUUGUUUCUUUGUUGCACUCUGCGGUGCGACACAGAAAUGCGCACUGAAAACAGAGGCUGGCUGUGACAGACGGUUUGAAAACUCACCCCUCCGUGAUUUACUCACUCAGAACUUGAUUUGUUUCGACUUUAUGAUGGAUACUGAGGCUGAUGUCUUCUAUCGGGAGCUGCCCAAAGUGGAGCUUCACGCGCACCUCAACGGCUCCGUCAGCUUUGAGACCAUCGAGAAACUCAUCGGCAGAAAACCUCACCUCAACAUUGAACACGGCAUGACUGCUAUCGGCAAAGGCCAGCGGAGGACGCUGGACGAGUGUUUUCAGGUAUUCAAGGUCAUCCAUCAGCUGGUGGACACAGAGGAGGACAUCCUGAUGGUGGCGACAGAUGUUAUAAAAGAGUUUGCGGCUGAUGGCGUUAAAUAUUUAGAGCUGAGGAGUACACCGAGGGAGGAGAAAAGCACAGGAUUGACUAAGAAGAGAUACAUUGAAACUGUCAUCAAAGCCAUACAGCAGUGUAAAAGCGAGGGAGUAGACAUUGAUGUCAGGUUUUUGGUGGCGAUUGACCGCAGGAAUGGGACUGAAGUUGCCGUGGAGACAGUAAAGCUGGCCAAGGAGUUUAUGCUGUCCUCUGAUGGUUUGGUGGUGGGAAUCGAUCUCAGUGGGGAUCCAACGGUUGGCCAUGGCAAAGACCUACUUCCUGCUCUACAGAUGGCCAAGAACUGUGGACUGAAGUUGUCACUGCACCUCUCAGAAAUACAAUCACAGCUGGAGGAAUCAGACUUGCUGUUGGAUCUUCCUCCAGACAGGAUCGGUCACGGCACUUUCUUGCAUCCUGACGUGGGUGGAUCUCAAAGUGUUUUUGACAAAGUGGUGAAGAACAACAUACCGCUGGAGCUUUGUCUGACAUCAAAUGUUAAAGGACAAACUGUACCAAGUUACUCGAAACAUCACUUCAAAUACUGGUACCAGUUGGGACAUCCAAGUGUGAUUUGUACUGACGAUAAAGGAGUCUUCUGUACAGACUUAUCUCAGGAAUAUCAACUGGCAGCUUCCACGUUUGGUCUCAGUCGUGAAGCCGUAUGGGAGCUCUCCCAGCAGGCCAUAGACUGCAUCUUCGCACCCGAUGCUGUGAAACAGCAGCUCAAACAGAAGUGGAUUGAUUUAAAGCCUCAGGUGUUCAAAUGACCCGUUCAGAGGACCCCAAAGCCGACGAUAUACCUCAAAUAACAGUUUUUAAAAACCUUUCCAUAAACUUUUUACAAGUCUUUGUAGAACUCAUAAUAACAAAAGGGAUCUGGGACAAUACUUGAAGUAAAUACCUCUUUAGUA